Cuscuta epithymum is the source of this 733-nucleotide messenger RNA. Lineage: Eukaryota; Viridiplantae; Streptophyta; Magnoliopsida; Solanales; Convolvulaceae. The record is from the annotation of a GenBank genome assembly.
UAUGAAUUGAUGAAAUUUUAAAUAAGAGUGGCAUUUAAGAAUGGUAAUGAAUCAGAUUUGCUCUAUCCAUAACUAUACACCAAAUAUGCGCAAAUUAUACCGUGGGAUCGGCCCACCAUGCACAUGGUGUACCGAUCCCAAAACGACAUUGUUUUAUUAAUUGAAAAAGAGAUCAACUUUUCUGAAAAGAGAGAAGACUGGACGGCGACCUUAUUUGCCGGUGUUGAUGCGGUGUACGUCGCAUAUCCACGGCAACCAUCCCCUGUUCGUAGUUAUCCUACCCGGCUGCCCUUUUGUUUCGCCUACAUAGAUGACAGGUUCCUUCGUGUUUGUAUGCAGGGCUGCUGCCGGUCUAUUCACUCAUCUUGGCCAACAAAAUUGGAAAACAUCCCACCAAUUAAAUUCAUAUAUAUAAAGAGAAGCAAAUUUUUAAAGAGAAGCAACGAAGCAAAUUUUAUAUAUGGUGUGUAUGUUUAUAUAUCUAUUCUAUUUAUAUAUAAGAAAACAAAUAGCUCUUCCAAUUACCAUUUUGUCCUUCAUUAAUCCUACGUGUAGCUCAACCCAAUUUUUUCUCCUUUGCUAUUGUAAAGCCACGUGGCUUCCUCUGUGUAACCUUUUCUUCCCCUCAUCAUCACUCAGAAAGAAAUGAACGAACGAAGAUUACGGCACACAGCUCUUCACCGAAGUUUCCAUCUUCUCCGCCCUCUCCCUUUUUUCGCCCAAGUUUUCUCAC